CACCCUUUCCGCUUUGAUCACCUACAUCCGCCAUCUUGCAAAAAACCACAAAAGUCAACAUUAUGAGAUCGACAAUUGAUCACGUUACUCUGUGCUUUUAGCUUCUAACUUCUCAAGAUCUAACCAUGGCGAAAAGCGAAUUUGAUUUAUUUUUUAAAUUUCUACUCAUCGGUGACAGCGGCGUCGGAAAGACGUGUAUUUUAUUUCGAUUUGCUGACAACGCUUUCAAUCCUUCCUUCAUACACACGAUCGGAAUUGAUUUCAAGAUAAAAACACUAGAUAUUGGUAAGUAAAAUCGUACGGAUUUUCAUGUAGAUUUACUAGUUUCUAACCUUAUGUGUCUGGCCUUAAAUAGAAUGCUUUCAAGUUUCAAGCAAGAUUUAUGCGAGUAUAAGCGAUAGGGGGGAGUGUGUUUAUUGUUAAAUUCUAUAAAUAUUAUCGAAUAUUUUGAUCAGAUAUGUGAAUAUUUGUGGCUUUAAAUGAGGGCUCUAUUUAAUAUCGUUAGUUUCUCAUAUUCUUGUUUGUCUUAGGUUCUUAUAAGGCAAGAUACUCAUAUAAAAGUGAAAGCAUUUUUUUUCGAAAUGUCAGAUACAAGCAGCAUUUGCAUCAUUAAACAAUGGUUUUGACGGUUGUCACUGAACUUCCUUAAUUGCGUUUCCUCAUUCAAAAACAAUAAAAUUUCGUGUAAAAUUUUGAUUUGAUAUCAAAGAUCGUCUUUGCUGGAAUUUUAUACAGUAUUGAGUGCGUUUCCUUAUGGCAUUUUUGAUCAAAUUUUACAUGAUCACAAUCUUCCAUCUUGAUGGCCUGAUCAUUUACAAUAAAAUUGUCCAGUCAUGCAUAUAGAAGAAUUAUAAUUGGUGUAUUUAUAUAUGAUACAGUAAGGACAGUAAGCGGGAAAUGACAGGAAUCAUUGAAGUGUUUCAUAUUAAAAUAUACGAAAAUAUUAAUGGAGGUAUUCUACGUAUUGUACACUGUACCGUACCCUAGCUGUACCUGUACCUGUACCCAGUUAUGUAUACACGAUACCAGAUUUGCAUCGGAGUGAUAUCAAAUUUUACAGUUUCAAGAGGAAUUUAGCACUCAAAAUUAUGAUAAUAUAGCAGAAUUAGUCAAAAACUUCAAAUAUGAAAAGUUGUAAGAGGCCAAAAAGCAUCUUAGUUGAUGUUGCUCAACUCGUUCUGAUGUGAAUCCGGUAUUGUGUAACUGGGGCCUUAGGUGUCCGGAUAAUUAAGCCUAGUAGACUGGGUUAUAAAAGUGGGCAUAGAUUGGAAUCACAAGCAUGCAAUCACAUGUGCAUGCAUCAGCUUAUCAUAGGUGUACAGGGGCUGACAAACAUUUGCCCAAACUUGUUUGAAAUAGACAAGUUUGGCUAAGUUUGUUUAUACCCAAUUCAUGACAUUAGAUAACUCACAGGAAAGGUUUGAACUGCUUGUUUAUACCCAAUUCACAGCUUUAGAUAACUCACACACCUAGUUUGCUAUUGUUCUAGUUUACAGAAGCAUAGAAUAGAACAAAGGUAACUAUGUCUAAGCUUUAGAAUUAUCUACAUGAGUGAAUUACUCUUAUACAUAACUCUAAUGCCCAGUAGGUACUUUUGUUCUAUUCUAUUCUGCUGUAAACUAAAACAAUAGUAACUAGGCAGCAACAAUGUUUCAUACCACACCCACAAACAGUUUAUGAGCAAAACAAAAAGCUUUGAUUGACAAACUUUUGGGAAGGAACAUUUUGAAACCUAGUUUCAAAUGGUGUGCUUCACAGUAAGAUGUCCUUUCGAUAAUUUCCUACCUCAUUCCUACUAACCUCCUGACAGAUGGUUUUGGCUUGAAACCAGGUGAUCUUGUGUUCGUAUUUUAGCCAAUCAGCGCUCAGAAAGGGUUGUCCGAAUAGAAAUCCAUUUUGAUGUAUUCAGUCAAUUAUACCUUUCAUUAUUCUUUAUGAAACUAGUUGAAAUUUUGUAAUUAUGUUUGGUUAUGAGAACUAUAGCUCUGACAAAAAUAUGUAGUCGAAAUAAAGUAUAUUACAGGAGAUAUUCAGUUGUUUUAAUCAUAAAAUGGAUUUCUAUUUGAUAACUAGUGCCAGUACUUUUCCGUGUAUCAAGAUCACCUGGAAUGUUGAAGUGUUUAGUAGACAGAAGCCAUGGCAGCUUGUGAAGGGCCCCACAUCUGAGGUUGUCUAAGGUAGUCAGGUUUAUUUUUAAAUUUAGGUGGGAAAAGAGUCAAGCUACAAAUAUGGGACACAGCUGGACAAGAAAGGUAAAUUUCACAAAGUCCAGUACUCUGCGGAUUCAGAAUUUCAGUGCAUCAUUCAAAAUGAAAACAGAUCACAUAGAUAAAACUAACAAGCCCAAGGAGCAGGCUUUUAGCCAGAAUGGCAUCCUGGGACGCCCCUAGAACGAAAAAUGGACGCCCAAAUUCUGGGGAAAAAGGAAAUUAUUUUCAAUUACUUCCCUAAGUAUUUGAAAAAAUAGAGGAUGUGUAGCCAGGUUGAAACAUUAUUUAUUGAACGUUCUCUGACUUAAUAUUAAUAUAUCUGAAACGAAAAAAACUUCAAUUCUCAUUAUUAUUAUACAUUUGACAUUUUGAUCACUUUGAUGGUGUACCUGGCUGAAUGAAAAUGUCGUCGUUAAGUAAAGAAGCAUAGCGGCACGAACUCACAAAGCCAAGUGUGUUUGAAAGAUUUCGAACUAGCUUGGAACAGAUACUGACAUGAAGUAACGUAAACUUCAAAGGUUUUCUCGAAUCCUCCCCCCUCUCUUUCCUGUAGAUGUUUCGUUAUACCAAAAUUGGAUGCCUUCUUUUAGGACCCUGACUAAAAGCCUGCCAAGGAGUGUUAUUAGAUGCACCCCUGUCCUUUCUUUCUCGGAAUGGGCUGGUACUCUAUGCUUUCAUCCAUUGAUAAGGUUAGAGAAAAAAAAUUUAUUUACCAUACACACUGUUUUUAUUUUAUAACUAGAUUUCACACAAUCACAACAGCAUACUACCGAGGGGCUAUGGCGAUCAUUCUUGUCUAUGACAUAACAAGCGAAACCUCAUUUAGAAACAUAACAAAGUGGAUGAGACGAAUCGAGGAAAACGCGACCGAAGAUGUGGAACGACUCAUUAUUGGCAACAAAUGCGAUCUGGAAAGCAAACGGGAAGUUAGCCGCGAGAGUGCGGAAUUAUUUGCUCGCCGGCAUAAUGUAAAAGUUAUAGAAUGUAGCGCGAUGGAAAGUAUAAAUAUAGAUAAAGCAUUUGAGACUCUUACCCAGGAUAUUUUGAAUAAGGUGUGUCCGCCACAAGAGAAGGAAGAGCCGACGCCUAAAGGGAAAAGAAAAAAGAAUAAAAAUGUGAAAUUAAACAAACAGAAUAACAAUAAAAGUGGUGGGGGCUGCUGUUGAUUGUGGAUGAUAGACCAGGACAGUGGUGGACAUUUACAACAGGAUGUUAGGUGUGCGAAUGUUGUGGACAUAUUCUGAGAUUUGUACCCUUUUGAUGCUCAAAACUUUUUGGCCUCACAUUUAAUCCUAAUUUCCUUAGGAGGAGAAUUGAAUAUCUUUUAGAGACUUUAAGAAAAUAAGGGUGCUCUAAUCUCCCCUCCCUAGUGUCCACCACAGAUAAAGAAAUAUAUUAACCGUGUUUUGGUUUACAAAAUGAUAGAGAAUGCUCGAUAUAAUAGAUGAGCAAAUAGUAUAGUUUUCCUUACCUCAAGGUUUUUAAUUCAAUCUGUUUUCAUCCAAUGAAAUUGUCUGGUUACUCACCUGAAAGUUCCUACAAUGGUUGAAGCAGAGUCUAUUGAAAACCUUGGUAUAGGCUAGAAAUAAAUUAAGCAGAGUCUGAAUUAUUUUUAGUAUCCAGCUGGGAUACCAUGAUUUGAAGUUUACAUAUCCACCCUGAGAAUCUGGUAUCCCAUUUCUGGAUACUGAUUACCAGAAGCAUUUUCCUCUGAGCCAUCCAAAUAAGUAUCAGUUACUCUCAUAAGUCUCGUUGUUAUAAAUUACAAUAAAAUCCGGAGACUCAAACAGUCAACAAGCAGAUGAUAAAGAGAGGUUCAGAUCUGACUUCCUGUACCACUACUGCUACCUCUCACUGGCUUAAUACACAUUUGAUUGGUUAAUUGGGUGGCUUAAAUGCAUCUGAUUGGUUAAUUGGGUAGCUUAAAUGCAUCUGAUUGGUUAAUUAACUUAAUUGUAGUGGUAGUCAAAAUCUGAGCCUCUCUAGUUGGCAUCGUGAAUAGACCUUUCCCCUUUUGAGUGAAGUUCUGAUCUAGACAAGUCUGGACAGAAAUUUCACCACAGCUUGAACGAGCAUCACAAAAUUAGUAAUAUUCCGAAGUUUCGUUGCGAAAUGUUGUAAAAUGCGGAUAAUAUAGCCCUGCGAAGUUUGCCGUUUUUCAGUCAUUUUGUAUUACAAAAGGGGAAAUUGAUAAUCAGUUUGGUCAUCUGAUUAUCAAUUUCCGUUUGUAAUGCAAAAUGACUGAAAAACGGCAAACUUCGCAAGGCUAUAUUAUAGGCUACACUCAUAAGGAGAAAUUUCCCGUUUGUAAUGCAAAAUGACUGAAAAACGGCAAACUUCGCAAGGCUGUAUUAUAGGCUACACUCAUAAGGGGAAAGGUCUAUUAACCCAGUGAGCGCCUUGCUCUCUUCUUGAUGAGUAAAUUCAUCUGGCGUUAGACGGAGUAAAAUAUUCCAUUAGGGUGCAAUGUUGCAGCUUAAUGGGUUAGUAAUACACAAAAAUGCACAUAAACCUUUAACAAACUUUUAUUUGCUAAUCUUGAUUAUGGAAAGGCUGGUUAUUUUCAAGGUGGCUUCUAAUAAUCAAACGCUAUCCGGACAUUUGAUGUUAAAUUUUGUUAAAUUUUGUCAUAUUCAGUAGGGAUACAAGUCAUUCACAGUUUGUGUCCCAAAAUCAAAUUUUGGUAUCCUGCGGAUAUAUUUCAGACUCUGUUAUGUACAGUAUGUAACCCUUAGUUAUGCUGUCCGUACAUUGAUAGAUCAAAAGGCAUUGUUGUUUACCUACAAUAUAGAAUAUUAUAAUUUACUGUUGUAUCAUUAAUUGCUGUAUACUGUAUAGUCGGUAUUCCCAAUAGAAUGGCACACACAGUGAUUUUCACUGUCUAUACCGUGGACUAUCGCCGGCUGUUUCUCAAAAAUAUAAACCAAAAUGUUUCAUUUUACUGCAGAAAUGUCAAGGGAAAGGUUUCUUGGUGUAACAUAAAUUCUACAUAUAUUGUUCGUUAAAUGUUUGGAUAAUAUGAAAAAUCUCCAGAACUAGCCAUCAAAAUGGCUGGAAAUGUCAUUGGGUUUGAAUUUCAAAAUCUCCACGGUGAGACCUAGCCCCGAUUUACCCCCAGUGGGCUAUCUUCGACACCACAUACCCCUUUUUUUCAAAAGGUAUCCUCCUAAAUUCUGUUGGGAACACCAUGUAGUAGUGCAUGUAGUAAUUUGUUCAAAUGAUUAUUUUUAAUAAAAAAAUGUUGUAAAUAGUAGCCUGUGCAGUAAAACAAAGUAUUUUAUUUUAUUUUGGUC
Messenger RNA from Paramuricea clavata, 5503 nucleotides. NCBI's taxonomy places the organism in Eukaryota, Metazoa, Cnidaria, Anthozoa, Malacalcyonacea, Plexauridae. The record is from the annotation of a GenBank genome assembly.